AUGAGUGUCGCACUCACCGUGUCGACUACAAUUAUUAACGAAAGUGAAUUCCCGUCCCUCGUCAAUCGAGGGACGCCCGGUGCCUUCCCGAAUUUGCCCACAACUAGCGCCUACUCGUCAUCAAAUCAUCAAUCACCCGUACCGCCUGGCUAUGUGCAAAACAAUAGGCCGAACUAUGCGAAUCUAAUGCGAAGCGGGAGCGAGGGGCUCGGAAAUAGCGGGGAAUUCCACAUACAAUCCGAGGAUUUCCCGGCCCUACCAGGAGCGACAAGUUCUUCAAAGGUGGCGUCAGCUUUCGUGGGUGGUAUCGGACCUUUGCAAGCAUCCGAUUCGGCUACGCACGCGCAAACAGUGAUGCAACUGACGACUGAAAUGGUAAAUUCAACAACUGAAGGAAGGUACGUGGAGCAACAACGGGAACGAGAUGAAGGCUCGAUUCGGACUGGAAUCAUCACUCAUCCCGAUGGCGAGGUGUCGAACAUCCCACCUGGGAUGCUCAAUGAUCAAUAUGGGAUGGCCGGACUUGUGACGUAUCUUCGAGCCGUUGACAACCCUGCAAUUGUUGCUUUGGCUCUUGGGCAUGAUCUUACGACGCUUGGCUUAAAUCUGAACGCUCCAGAUCGAAUGCUCUACUCAACAUUUGGAGGACCUUGGGCUGAUUAUCCGUGUCGAACUCAAGAUAUGGAUGCAAAAGUGCCCGUUGAGUAUCUCACAAAUGCAACAAUACGAGACAAGCUUCCAAAUAUCAAAUUGCAGAAGUUGGGGGAAGACGUGCUAUUCUACCUCUUUUAUAAUUGUCCGGGUGAAGUUUAUCAAGUAGCAGCCGCUGUAGAAUUGUAUUCACGGGAUUGGCGGUUUCAUAAAGGCGAAUGUGUUUGGUUAACGAGAUCUCAAUAUGGAGGUGUGAAGGAGCAAACGGGAAGUUAUGAGAAAGGCAGCUACAAUGUUUUCGAUCCAAUUCAAUGGAGAAAGAUUCCAAAGGAUAUGACGUUAGAGUACAAGCAGUUGGAGGAACGGCCGAAAUUACCAGCCUCGCUUCAACUUGGUGUCAAUGGGGGGGGACUGCAAGCACACAACCAGCUUCAACUAACUCAAUGGCUCCAGGGAGUGUUCCGUUGCCUUCCACGUUUCGCACUUCAAAUGUACAACAAAUGCUACCUUGAGUUGUCUUUGGCGAGGUACCGGUGCGUAAACAUC
This is a messenger RNA of Mesorhabditis belari, 1197 nucleotides long. NCBI's taxonomy places the organism in Eukaryota, Metazoa, Nematoda, Chromadorea, Rhabditida, Rhabditidae. The record is from the annotation of a GenBank genome assembly.